Astyanax mexicanus (Mexican tetra) is the source of this 5698-nucleotide messenger RNA. It is a transcript of the gene rabgef1l, whose product is annotated as RAB guanine nucleotide exchange factor (GEF) 1, like. The record is from RefSeq and is a predicted model, not a curated record. Gene Ontology annotation, cellular component: cytosol; endocytic vesicle. NCBI's taxonomy places the organism in Eukaryota, Metazoa, Chordata, Actinopteri, Characiformes, Acestrorhamphidae. Gene Ontology annotation, biological process: vesicle-mediated transport. Gene Ontology annotation, molecular function: DNA binding; zinc ion binding; small GTPase binding. Bases 169 to 1680 code for a protein of 503 amino acids. The transcript is spliced from 9 exons.
CGUUUACCGUACGCCCAGGAAACUGAAACACACACAGAUAACAGCCGUGUUGAGGUUAAUCAGCAGAGUUGGACAUUCAGGGGAUUAUUUUGAGCAGUGUGAGAGUGGACAGGACGGGCUGACAGUGCUAGCGGCGCUCUCCUCGGUGUGCCCAGCCAGCAGUGAAGAAUGAGUUCUCGUUCAGAGCACAGAGGCAUCCAUGUGGAUCAGUCAGACCUGAAAUGUAAGAAAGGCUGUGGCUACUUUGGAAAUCCAGCCUGGCAAGGCCUGUGUUCCAAGUGCUGGCGGGAAAGGAGCGUUCAUUCUCGGUCCAGGCAGAUAGAAGAGGACCGGGCACUGGCAGAGAGGUUGCAAAGAGAGGAAGAAGCUGCGGCCUAUACGAGUAGCCAGCAGAGGGCACACUCAGAGACCUCCACCACCCAGGUCAGCAAAAUCGAGAAGAGGCCUGUUCAAAAAGCAAACGCAGUCCCUAAAGUGAAGAAAUUCUUUAAUACAUCCCCAAAGACUGGCCUGAACAAAGAUGCCACAGUUCAAGAGACACAGUCAACACCCACCACUUCAAUCAGCCAGCAGCCUGUUGCUGACACGGAUCAAGCCACAAGACAGUUCAUCGACUUUCUGAAGACCCUGCAGAAGCCGGGCAGAGAGAUCUUUAAGCAGUGCCAUGCCUACUGUCAGCAUGUGGCCUACAAGAAGGAUCUUGGGGCUGAGGAGCUCUCAGAAUCUGUACAGGACUUCUACCAGAACCUAUCUGACCGCUUAAACACCAUCUACAAAUGGGCCCCAGACCGGGUAGAGGCUGUCAUGGACGAGGUAGAGAAGUACAUGAUGCUGCAUUUAUAUGAGCAGGCUUUCUGCCCAGAGUCUGCAGAUGAUGAGGUCAAAGACCUGGAUAUUCAGAAGAGAAUCAGGGCUUUACACUGGGUCACUGUACAGAUGCUGGGUGCCCCACUGAACGAAGAGAUCCCUGCAGUGUCUGACAGUGUAAUAAAGGCCAUUACUGACAUCAUUGAGAUGGAUUCCAGGCGUGUUCCCAAGGACAAACUUAGCUACGUCACCAGGUGCAGCAAGCACAUUUUCAACUCCAUCAAGCGAAGCAAGCGCGAGGCUGCGUCCGCCGACGACUUCCUGCCAACACUCAUCUAUGUGGUACUGAAGGCCAACCCACCCCGCCUACAGUCCAACAUACAGUACAUCACCCGCUUCUGCAACCCUAGCCGACUCAUGAGCGGAGAGGACGGAUACUAUUUUACAAACCUGUGCUGUGCCGUAGCUUUCAUUGAGAAAUUGGAUGCCCAGUCUCUGAGCCUGAGUCCAGAGGACUUUGAGCGCUACAUGUCCGGCCAGGCAUCUCCUACCAGAUCACAGGAACCCUCUUCCUCACAAAGGAGCCACAGAGUAGAGCUGGCCAGUGGAGGCAGCGCUCCAGUGGCAAAGACCUACCAUCAGCUAGACCUGCUGACCGACCUGGAGACACGGCAGGAGAGAGUAAUAGAGGGAGCGCACCGGAUGGAGAAUGACCUCAUUGAGUGGAAGGACGGGAUGGAGCGCUCCGUGCAGGACGUCCUGGAAGGGCUUCAGCUUGAGACGAAGCCCACAGCGACGUCCGCCAUUGACUCGGACAACGUCGACAGCGAGGGUCUGCCCCCUCCUCUACAGCCUCAGGUGUUUGCUGGGUAGCUUUCCAUCGUCACGUCCAUCGAGCCAUUAUUCAGUGACCCAACCACACCAAAUGGCAUCUUGACUGUUAAAAUGUAGGCUAACCUUCGUGUCCCUCAGCUUGGGCCCUGCUGACUGCAGGUUUUGGAGUUUGGAAUUGGGUGAUGGUUUCUUCUCUGAAUUUGCAAGAUACCGUGUUUUAUUUGUCUUUCCUGUACCAGGGAUUAGAUUUGCACAUCGUUCUGUUUAAGUUGAGCUCCCCUCAACAGUUAUGUUUUAAGUAAAGCUUUGCUUAUUGGGAUUGAGCUGGCCAACAGAAUCCAAAAUCUAGGCUGGGUUUCCUGAAAGCAUCUCAGCACAAAGAUGGUUUUUAAAUGGUCGAGUGGGCACAACAGUGGGACUGUGAAUUUGCAAGAACAUGGUAAUGUGAUAUGUUUUAUGAAACAAGAGUUAUGAUUAAGCCUGUCAUGAUACUUAAGUUAUUAGAUUAACAUACAGUAUAUGGAUAUGACCUCAGAUUUAGCUUCGCAGAAAGAGCUCAGCAUUUUUAUUUGUAUUAUUUAUUUACAUAUUUAUAUUCUAAUUUCAGUGUCUGAAUAUUUGAAUUAAUUACAAUUUAAUUGUUUUUUUAAAAGAAUAUAAUUGCAUUAAAUUUACUAUUAUAUUCUCAUAUUAUCACUUGAAUAAAAUUGUCCUAAAAUGACAGUAAUAUUCAGCUCUGUAAAAAAAAUAAGACACCACUUCAGUUUCUGAAUCAGUUUCUCUUAUUUUGCUAUUUAUAGGUUUAUGUUUGUGUAAAAUGAACAUUGUUGUUUUAUUCUAUAAAACUACAGACAACAUUUCUCCCAAAUUCCAAAUAAAAAUAUUGUCAUUUAGAGCAUUUAUUUGCAGAAAAUGAGAAAUGGCUGAAAUAACAAAAAAGAUUCAGAGAUUUUAGACCUCAAAUAAUGCAAAGAAAACAUGCAUAACUUAAUGCAACUUCUGGUGCAAACAUUCAAGCAGCUUGGUUUGAUGGCUUGUGAACAUCCAUCUUUCUCAUAAUUAAAUUCCAGAGGUUUUUAUUUUGGUCAAACCAAAGAAAUUCAUCAUUUAUGAGUGGUCUUUUAUUUUUCUUUCCAGAGCUUUUUAUCAGUUAUCAACUGACAUAUUCAUACAUUACAAUAAUUAUGCCAGGCUACGGUUAAGGUCUAAGUUCCAUACUUCAAACAUUGCAAAUACACAGAGAGACCAUUAAUGUAAUUAAGCUAAUGUAAAGUCUGUUAAAAAAAAAUAAUAAUAUGUAGAUUAUUUGUAUAAUUACUAAUUUCUAAAAUAAUUUGAAUUACUACAAUAAUAAUGUAAAAAGUGCAUUUCCUUUUAAAAGAGUGUAAUUGCAUUUAUAAUGUCAUUCUAUUUAAUUAUAUCACUAUCAUAAAGUCAUCUUAAAAUGCGAUAUUGUUUAUUGCACAUAUAUAUAUAUAUUUUUUUUUACAAUAUAUCUUCCAAACAAAUAGAGUUAUCGUGACAGGCCAAGUUACAUAGAUUCAGUAUAUUGUUAUGUAUUUCGUUACUGUAAGCAAGAUGAUUUUUUUUUUUUGUCCAAUCAGAACAGAGAUCUGAAGACAAAGUGCAACACUCCUGUCUGUACUAUUAAUUAAAAAUCAAUACAGUAUUUUUAAUAUAUAUUAUUUCAUAAUAUCACAAUUCUUCGAAAUAUCAAUAUUGUUUUACACCCCUAUACCAGACUAAAUUCUCUCUCUACCAGUAAAUGGUGAUGCUUUUGGGAAACCAGGCGCUGUGAGAGCACAUUCGUGAUUAUUUGUGAGUAAUGUGGAGUUUUCUGAUCUGUUUCAGAAUCUGUUCUUUUGUUUUCUUGUUUUGCUGACUUGCACACUUUGAGGUCAGAAGGAGGAAGCUCCAGAUUAGGAAAUCUCUAUUCUCCCACCAUUUCUCAUUUGUCAUGAAGAUAACCACUGCAAGGCUGGUCAGAUGUUAAGGAAGUUGGUUAAUGGGGGUUUUGCUGUGGCAUGCGAGUCUUCCAUUCAGAAGAUAAUAUAUUAAUAACCACUGAGGAAAAAGCAAUAAGCUAAAUAAUAUUCUGUUAAAACUUGAACCACAAUGAAAAGAGUAUAAAAGAUAGACACAUGAUGGUGAGAAGGAUGCCUGGUAGCAGCAUUUCUUUUCUGAUGGGGUUUGUCAGUGGUGCCCUGUGUCACCUCGACUUGGUUUUUUUUGCAGCGCUGUCCAGCAGUGUCAGCAGACUCACUUAUGAUCGUUUAAAGCUUAGUGUGCUAACUGAACACGUUGAGCUUUGGCAUUUUAACUGGAUGUCUAUGGUGAGAAUGUCUCUAGCAUGUCAGGUUAGAGCAGCAGCAGCAGCUCAAAACUUGACAUAGAAAAUUAUACCAUUAAAAAAAUAAGAGACCACUUAAAAGUGAUGAUUUUCUUUAAUUUUACCAAAUUGAAAACCUCUGGAAUAUAAUCAAAAGGAAGAUGGAUGAUCACAAGCCAAUAAACCAAGCUGAACUGCUUGAAUUUUUGCAUCAGGAGUGGCAUAAUGUUAUCCAAAAGCAGUGUAUAAGACUGGUGGAGGAGAACAUGCCAAGAUGCAUAAAAACUGAGAUUCAAAACCAGGGUUAUUCCACCAAAUAUUGGUUUUCUUUGCAUUGUUUAAAGUCUAAUAAAUGCUCUAAAUGACAAUAUUUUUAUUUGGAAUUUGGGAGAAAUGUUGUCUGUAGUUUAUAUAAUAAAACAACAAUGUUAAUUUUACUCAAACAUUUACCUAUAAAUAGCAAAAUCAGAGAAACUGAUUCAGAACUGAAACUGAAAUGGUCUCUUAUUUUUUUCUAGAGCUGUAUAUAUUUUUUUUCAACAGGACUGAAAAUCUAUACAUUGAUUGAUUGAUUGAUAUUGCUGCUUCAUAUUAGUUUUUUUUUUAAUCAGAAAUUUUAUCAUCAGGGAGCUACAGUAGCAGUGUGCUCUUACAUUCUUAGAAUAACUGUUGGCCAACUCUCUCUCAAUCAUCCUCUCGGUCUUUGGCAACUUUCUCUCUGUGCAGACGGAGGCCUGUGGGAUCAGCCAUUCUUAUGCACUUUUUUAACCUGAAAGCCUCAUGAAAAUAGAACAGUCCAGUCUUCAGUUAAUGUAGGUCAGAAUGAGUUUAUUUUUGUGCUGUUAGUUCUUAUUUAUAAGGAAACAUGAAUAAAAGUUUAGCAAUGUUUUGCAAUGAGUAUUAAUCAGGGAUGUUCCUGGAUAUUCUGUACAGGCAAGUGCAUUCCCUUAGGGUUUGGUCUUUGCGUUUUCAGUUAUUUAUUAUAAAAUAAUAUGUCAUUGAUUUAGUUGUUACUGAAACCAGGUCACUCCAUAGCUUUUAAUAGGUUUAAUAUUAAUAAUGUUGAAUGUAAACAAUCAGAAGAGUUGACUAAAUUAAGAUUGUGUGGUUACCGUGUGAUAUCAUUUACUGUGUUGUUUAACUUGCAUAUUAACCUCCAUAUGAGGUUUGUUUGUCUUUCUGUCUAUCUAUCUGUCUGUCUGUCUGUCUGUCUGUCUUUUUGUCUGUGUAUCUAUGUAUUCACGUUACAACACUGUUUAAAAGUUUGGAAUUAGUUGUAAUAUAUAAUUAUAAUUAUUUUAUAUAAUUACUAUUAUAUUUAAUUUUAUUUUAUUUUCCCUAAUAAAAUAAAUGUAAACCUGUAGUUGCAUGACAACAAAUUCCAGACUUUUGAAUAGUAGUGUAGGUUCCAGCUCUGGGAAUCUUAAAAUCCUUGGCCUAAACAGUUGUUAAAAGGCAUGGACAUGUUGAUGACAAUUAAUUAUAGAUGCAUUUGUGUUCCCAAAGUAUGUCUGUUAUAUAUAGAAUAUAUAACAUAUAAAAUAAAGAAUACGUAAUUCCUGAGAACAUUGCUGCCGCAUGCACACUGCAGCUAAUGCAUAUAUUAAUGCAACAUGAAUGGUGGUGCCCAAAGACUGCUGGCUCUGUAGCGGCUUUGUAGCCGUUUAUUCAGCGUAACCUGAAAAUACUGAGAAUAAAAGUCUAUGAAUAAAUGGAGGAUUAAAUGAU